Messenger RNA from Sander lucioperca (pikeperch), 6930 nucleotides. RefSeq names its product capping protein regulator and myosin 1 linker 2 (gene carmil2). The coding region runs from base 331 to 5931 and encodes 1866 amino acids. Gene Ontology annotation, cellular component: lamellipodium; plasma membrane. NCBI's taxonomy places the organism in Eukaryota, Metazoa, Chordata, Actinopteri, Perciformes, Percidae. The record is from RefSeq and is a predicted model, not a curated record. Gene Ontology annotation, biological process: cell migration; regulation of Arp2/3 complex-mediated actin nucleation. Gene Ontology annotation, molecular function: protein binding. The transcript is spliced from 41 exons.
UGCCUUACCGUACCAACACCUUCCUGCUCUGCUCUCUGCCUUUCAGCCACCACUGGAUGAUUACAGAUGUGUACGGAUUGUCUUAUUCAGAUAGGAUUGACCUUUUCUUUUCAUCUGGACAUGUGGUUUGUUACUACGUAUGUUUCCCUCCAUCAUUUCUUCCUUUGAUAAUAGAUAGAUAAUAGAUAGAUAAUGUGGUGUGAAACCCUGAGCCUGAGCUGUUUUCAGUCAGGAUGGAUGACUGAUGCUGGAGGCGGGACACCGGAGAGGCAGUAGAUGAUCACAGCUUGACUUUUGUUUCCAUCGACACCGCUGUUGGUCGUCUACAGGAUGGACUCCGUCUGUCAGAACCUGCGAGAUGAGAUCUCGGAGCUGCUGAAGCCUCACAGAGUCCGUCUGGUGACGCCGGUGAUUCUGAACCACGCCGAUCAGCCAUGUGGGAGAUCGGCCAACAGGUUGGUGGUGCUGAGUCAAUGGAGAGCUUUCCUGGUUACAAAUAAGCAGCCUGUCAGGGUGGAGAGCACUUUCAGCUACUUGGAGAUUUGCUCCAUCAACAUUCACAGUCUCACACAGAUCGUGUUGGAGACAGACAGGCAGACUCUGUCUUUGGGUGUGUUGCACGGUGAGGAUCUUGAGGCCAUGGUCAGCCACAUGAGCGCCUCGCUGAAGAGGAUCUUCCCCGAUUCAUCUCCAGGAAAGCUACUAAAGACGAUUCCUCCGGAUCUCCGGCUGAGACUCCGCACAUUGACUGAUGUGAUCGAAGAGCAGCUGAGUAGUCAGCCCGCCUCCUGUGGAGGAUUCUCUGAUACCUAUGCUGCUCUGUGUGAUUUCAACGAGAUGCCAUUCCGAGAGGAGAUUCAGUGGGAUGUUGACAACAUCUACUGCAUCAACAACUGGAGGGUGUUCAACCUGCAGGACUUCAGCCACUUAGACAGCAGGGACUUGGCGUUAGCAGUAGCAGCUCUGUCUUUCAACCAGUGGUUUACCAAGAUCUACUGCAAAGAAUUCAAACUGUCAGUAGACAUCCAGCAGCAGCUGACCUUCCUGCUGUCCAGAUCUCCCAGUCUGGAGGAGCUCUCACUGGAGGCCAGUGGACUCAAACUGGACUUUGCAAUCAAAAUGGCAGCUGCCCUGCGGGAGCACCCCUCCUCUGCCCUGCAAUCCAUCAACCUGUCAGGCAAUCCAAUCGAAGACAAAGGUGUCAUUGCUCUCAGUCAGGAGCUGGGGAAUCUUGCUGAAGGACUCAAGCACCUAUCUCUGUCCCGAGUAUCAAUGACUGCUAGAGGUCUGGGCUGUCUGAGUCAGAUGUUGUCCUCCACUCAGCUGUUCUCAGCAUCUCUGACCCACCUCGACCUGUCCGCUAACCCCGGCAGCCUGGUGACUGAAGAGGCCACGUUUCUCUUCAAGUUCUUGUCCAGCACCAACCGUCUGUCUCAUCUGGACCUCAGUGACACCAGCUGUCCUCUGGACACGUUAUUUGUGUCACUGUCUGCUGGAUGUUGUUACAAACUGAUGCACCUGAACCUGGCCAGGAACCCUUUCAGCCACAGGAAGGUGCGGGAGGUGACCAGGAGCAUUCGAGAGUUCUUCAGUCAGAGCUGUGAGCUCCAGUACGUCGGCCUGUCUGCAACCAAACUUCCUCCACAAGCUCUUAGGUUAUUACUGCAGGGUCUGGCAACCAACACUCGUCUGCUUGGGCUGGAGUUGGACCUCAGCAGCUGUGAGCUACGUUCAGCAGGGGCCCAGGUGAUACAGGAGCACAUCUCUGAAGCUACAGCUAUCAGAAGUCUGGAUAUCUCUGACAAUGGGUUUGAGAAUAACAUGGUAACUCUGGUUCUGUCUGUCGGUCGAUGUCACUCUCUUCGACACCUCGCACUGGGAAGAAACUUUGCCAUGAAGUCCAGAGCUCUCACUGAUGUUCUUCAUCGUAUAGCUCAGCUCAUUCAGGACGAAGAGUGUCCCUUGCAGUCUCUAUCGGUGUGUGACUCCAAGCUGAAGACAGGGAUUCACAUCCUGUUGAGCGCUCUGGGCGGCCACGCUGCUCUGGCUGAAGUGGACAUCAGCGGAAACAACAUCGGAGACACUGGAGCCAAAAUGCUGGCCAAGGCCCUGAUGACUAACACCAGACUGAGGACCCUAGCAUGGGACAGAAACAAUGUAACUGCCAGGGGUUUCCAGGAUGUGGCUGAUGCCUUGGAGAGGAAUUUCACUCUGCAGCAGAUGUCUGGCCUGGCUGAUAUCACACAGAGUUACCGCAGCAGCCCGGACAGAACAAAAGAGGCCCUGCACAAGAUUCAGCAGUGUCUAGACAGAAACAACCAGAGACAGUGUGAAAGAGUGAAGCAAGUGUUUCGAGCUCAACAAUCUGAGAAGGUCCAGGGUAUGUGUCAGCAGUUGGAGGACAGCCUUCAACGUUUAAAACACUGCAACAUUCAAGACGUACAGGCUGACAUCCUGACAGCGCACGAGGUGCUGCACAACGCCAGGGAGUCCUUCAAGCUGCUUCCUUCUCUGUAUGAGGCCGGCAGGAAGUGUGCCUCUGAUGGAGAUUUGGUGAACUGCAUCCUGUCUGACACUGCCACUGCUCUGACUCACGAGUUCAACAGAAGCAUCCAGGAGCUGGCUACGGACCUGAUGAGGUGUGCAGAGGCAGCGUGUCCACGGCUGGUCCAGCGCUCUAGUGUGUGUGAGUGUCUGUCAGAGUGUGUGUCCAAAAGAAGCCGACAGACACACACAUUCCUGAGAAGCACUCUGGUGGAGAAGACAGGGCAGAUCAUCAGCGACAGACUACGUGAACUGAGACAAACACUGAGUGUCUCUCUGGCUGAAAGCAUCAUAGAGCAGGUUCAACAGGACCUGACAAUGGAACAGGACAAAAUGGAUUGCCUCAUAAAAGAGAAUUCAUGCAUUGCUCUAAAAAACAUCGUCCCAGAGCUUCGACUGGUUGACAGCAACUUCCCAACUGAUGAUUACAGCCCAGCAUUUUGGAGAAAUAGUUUCCACUCCAAGAGCCUGAGGCCGGCCCCUUCGAUUAAGAGUCUUCUGGAUGCCGACUGGGAGCAGCAGAGCAGGGACAGAGGAGUAGAGCGAGAGAGGGCAGGAGAUGCUGAAGAGGAGGGCGGAAGGUGUGGCCUUGCUCUGUUGCCGACAGCAACCCCUCUGUCAGUCAGGUUUUCAGGGCCCUCCCCUUCCCCGUCCCCCUCCCCGCCGGGACUGCGAGGAAGGAGGCGGAGGGAGGGGGAGGUGGCGGCGGAUGCUGCAGCAGCAGUAUCGGGAGCAAGAGGAGCAUCGCUCAUUCCUCCUCCCAGUCUCCCCCUCCUUUACUCCGUCUCCGCUCGAGCUGCAGAGGAGGAGGCUGCCGGCCGCGGAGGCUUACCCAGACGACAGGCUCCCUUCCCUGGCUGCAGCCCCAGCCCAGGCCCCCUCCCCGGCUCUGGAUCCCCAGAUUCCCCCAUGGAGCCUCUACCCACCCAGGGACAGACUCUAAGGCAUUACACCGCCUCCCGACCACGGCCACGGCGCACCCACACACAGCCCCCCUCCUCCAGGCCUCAGGAGCCGGUUUCAAAGGUAGAGAAUGAGUCCGGUGAGGAGAUGGGCCGAGUGGAUGAAGGAGUAGAGGAGUUCUUCACCAAGAAAAUCAUCCCUGACUAUGCACUAAAAGGCCAGUGGGAGGAGUCAAUCCCUGCCCAAGCCACUCCCCCAGAGCCAAGCUCCACCCCCUCCGCCUCAACCCCCUUUUCCUCUUCGUCUGACAAUAUCCCCUCCACCAGCCCCACCCCCACCACUGUCACCUCUCCCUCUGUCCCAUCUACUGACACGCCCUUCACAUCCACUGACGUUUCACCCCUCUCUACAUCCUCCACUCGCCCCGCCCCCUCUUCCAUCACCACCUCCACCCUUCCCACCAAAAACAUCAAGAAAAAGUUUGGCGACUUCUUUGCCUUCAAGAGGGCUCGAGCCGGCCGAGCCACCAAGGCCGGAGGGGGCGAGGGAGGCGGAGGAGCAGAGGGGGUGAGGGUCAAACGGACCUCCAUUGCAGACCUCAUCCGACCCCUCCGCGAGGCCAAAGAAAGGGAGAGAGAGAGGGAGAGAGAGAAGGGGAGAGGGGCAAGGUCAGUGGAGGAUGCUAACGUUUAUAAUGAUGCCACCACCACAGAAGGAUCCGUUGCCACCGGCCGCCGUCUUGCAGGCGAUGCGAGGGGAACGAUGGCGCCUGCCAAGACUUUAACCACGACAACGCCUUCCAGUGACACCGCUCCCUCUUACCCCACCAUUGCCACUUCCACGCUUCCCAACCUGGAGGAAGGGGCGCUUCCUGUCUUGCUGGGCCGCAGCCCCAGUCCUGUGGUCACCUCGCCUCUUACCGAGCAGGAGAGGAGCGGCGUGCAGGGCAAGGAGGCGGCGUUGGGAGGGACUCUGUACGGAGAGAGGAGACUGAAGGUGACCAAGAGGUCCCUGAGAGAGGGCAAGAGCCAGAGUCUCAUCCUGCUGACGGGGUUAGAGCCCGAAGACAAGGAUGACACACACAGCAAGAAACAUGCGUCUGAGAGCACAUCUAGUUUUGAACAGAGGCUUCAGGUGAUGCUGCACAGAAUGGGAGUGGCCAAAACUCCGCCUGCCGACACCAAGACAUACCAGAAUAAAGACGAGGAGCUGAGGAAGGCCAACUCUGAAGGUGCUAUCCUGGACAAACCCGUCCCACCUCCCACAUACAUGAAGCCCAGAACGAUGUCCACUUCAUCAGACCCCAGGCAUCCCAUGAGAGCGCUGGACCCUAUCCGACCAGACCCUAUCCGACCAGACCCUCCCCUCUACCCGAAGCCCGCCCUCCCCGAGCGCCCCGUCGUCCCGCUGCCGCCCAAACCAGCUGUCGCAGCCAAGCCCCCCCUGCCCACUCCGGCUCGCCCAGCCUCGGCUCCUCCAUCCAGCAGCCCGGCAGGGAGAGUCCAGCUCAGAGCACACACGUUCGAUGGCAGGCCGGGAGAGAGCACAGCACAGAAUGGAAGCCAGGAGCGUCCCCGGGGUGCAGCCUCCGCUCCGUCCUCCAGGAAAGAGCUGCUUCCUCCAGCUCCGCCUCCGUGGAGGGGUCCCGGUGCACAGGAGCGCUCUGAGAAAGCACAAUCAGUGACAGACGAGAGUCUUCCUAAACCACGCCCACACAUGAAGCCCCUUCCGCAACGCAGAGCUGUGUCCGUCCAUGAGGACACUCUGGCUAUGACACAAGAGCUGAAGGCGGUGUUGCAGAGGUCGCCCAUCCGUUGCCGGGGCAAAGGAGGGGACCUGCCCACCUGCACUGAAGAUCCAUCCAGUGGAGAGGAAGCACAUAGAGCUCCGGAGGCCAGUCACACAGGGAAGCAGACAUCUGAAGGAAAGAAGGAGGCUGUCCAGAUGGACGAGCUGAAGGCAGAGAGAGGAUGGACGGGCUGCAGACGGACGGUAGCUGAAACCAAGCACCCCCCUCCAGGGGAAGAGGACACCCCAGGCUCACGGUGUCCCUGCUCUAUAGCCCAAGCUCAACAAGAAGCCUCAGCGCCCCGACUCUUCAGUCCAACUGCAUCCCUCGACAGAGCGCCAUCCGUUCUGGAGAGGCCUCCAGCACUAACCCAGUGCCUGGAAAAGCCUCCUGUAACCCCCACAUCCGAGAAAAAGAGCCCCAGCACAGCUCCGCCGUUGCCCCGAACUCUAGAAAAGCUGCCGGUGUCCCCACCACCCCAAGAAAAGACCCCGAGCACAAUCCCAGCUGCAUCUGAAUCCCCGGUACACCCUCGAGUGAGCCCUCUGUCCCACAAGAACAAGAGCCCCGGCGCAGUAGCAGCCACAGCGGAUGUGAGAAACAGCACACAGGAGAGAGGGAAGGCGCUCUCUACACAGCACACAAUGAAGGCAGAGCCAGCAGACCAAAGAACUGAGCCCCCUCUGUCUGAAUAAAUCACACACAGACAGACCUACAUAAGAGAAAAAGACACACCUGGGUGAGAGGGAGAGGGGGGAGGGUCUGUGAUAUCACUAAGACCAGGAAGCGGGAGGUCUGAGAAUAGCACGAAUGUUGUAGCCUCCUGUAGUGUAACAGCUGCUGUGUCCCAUGUCAGGGGCGUUCUCUUUGAACGCCUGAGAGCUAAAUGUUUUUAAUGCACAUGGUUGGUGCACAUUUUUACUGCUAGCUUACAGCUAACGUCUGUACAGUUGCUGUAUUGGCUGUAUGGGGUGAAUAAACAGGGACUGCACAAACCUUCAAGGGGUCAAACACCUGUGAAUAGCGGGCCCAGUACAAUAGAAAUUGACCAAAGUUCUUCUGCUGGACAUACCCUCUUUGAGGGCAACAUUCAGAUUUGUUUUUUAUAUCUUUGAGUUGAUAAGGAGUGCCCAAUCGCAGCAAUUUUUUGGCAUGCAUUAUUGGGUUGUUAUUGCAGUCGGUGCUUAUUUACCCCAAACAGCAAAUGUACAGGCGUUAGCUGUGGCAAGCCAGCAACAUAGUGUGUGUCUGCGUAGUGCGUCUUGAUGUGUGGGCAGCUCAUCUUUAGACUGAUGUCAAAAAGGAGCUUUCAUUAUAACUAUAUUCUCAUCUCCGUACAUUGAUAAGAUGGUGCCAUAAAGCUGCAGGAUAAGCAGCAUUUUUUUGCUCAAGUUGAAACAUGUUGAACACAUUUAACUCUCUGCCUCAAUUUGCACCACCCAGCGUGAAUCUGCAUCCACUUGCAUCUUUGCAUUGAGUAAUCUGCAACCGCCCCCCCCCCCCAAAAUUCCCUUUGCAUUCAGUCUGAACACACCUUUAAAGGGUAACUACCAUUUUUUUUUCAACCUGGACCCUAUGUUCCUAUGUUUUUGUGUCUAAGUGACUGAUUGGAACAACAAUCUUUGACAUUGGUUCAGUAUUAAUCGCACUCGCUGCAGUCUGCAGUGGUGAAACAAGCUACAAUGUAAGUUAAU